UCAAGUGAAGUUUUGAUUGGCUCUGGAACGAAAAGAAAAUUGUUUUUUUUUUUUACAAUGAUUUGGAAUAGUAACAAUUUUAUAACCAGUUUGAUUAUAGCGAUAUCAGUUUUAAUAAAUUUGUUGCAAGAUGUUCGAUGUGAAAAGUGUCAAGCACCGGAAAUUGAUCAAGAAAAAGUUGAAGUUUUAUGUCUUAAUCUUAAAAAAUUAUCAACCGGAAUUAUAGAUAAUGGAGAUGGAACAAUCAAAAGUGCAACUUAUUUUGACUAUUUAGAGGAUUCGUGUAGUCAAAGUUCUGAAGCAAUUGUGAUACGUUGUAAAAUUGGUUAUCAAAAUAAAAAAUCGAAGGGAGAAGAUGCUUUUUUGAACUUAUGUAAAGAUGGAAAAUGGAAAUAUGAAAACACUGAUAGUGAUGAUUGUGAAUCCAUAUGUGGCAAAUUAUUUGAAGAAAAAUUGAAACCAACUCCAAAGCCACUUUUGUACCAAGGCAAUGAAGUAGAUAUAAAACUUGCACCGUGGCAUGUCGCCAUUUAUAGAAAUUCUUCAAAUACAUUUGAGCAAAUAUGUGGUGGAACGAUUAUACAUUCAAAUGUAGUUAUAUCAGCAGCUCACUGUUUUUAUGAUACAUCAUAUGGUGAAUUAUUUGAUGCAUCGCAUUUUUGGGUUGGAGCUGGAAAACGUUUUCGUCGAUAUGAAGCAGAUGAACCAUUAGCUCAAUUUGCUCAUGUCAAAAAAAUAUAUUUGCCAUUGACAUUUCAAUCGCAACCAUUAAGAAGCGAUAUUGCAAUUGUAAUUCUUGAUCGCCAUUUUAAAUAUAAUCCUGUUAUAGCACCUGUUUGUUUAGAUUGGGAGCUAGGUCCUGAUUCAAGACAUUCUAAUCUUGCUGCCACACUUUAUGGAUGGGGAGAUACAAAAUCGACAGGAGCUCCAAGUGAAAAGUUAUUAGAAAUUAAUUUAAUUGCUAUGGAAAAUGCUGAAUGUAAAAAAAUGGUUGAUCCAAACUUUAGGUCAGAUAUUUCCAAAGAUAAAUUUUGUGCUAUAAAUAAAAGUAAUGCAACUGCAUGUGGUGGAGAUAGUGGAGGUGGUUUAAUAACUAGGAGGCAAGGCUACAAAUUAACUGGUGUUGUUAGCGAGGGUCUUAAUGCAGAUAGUUAUUGUUCUAAUGGUUUUGUUACAUUAUUUACACGAGUACGAAUUUUUCACGAUUAUAUAAAAACUACAGUCUCUGAAAACCGAAAUGAUGAACAGAAUAUUAAAAUACAGUUAUAUAAUUUCAAAGACAACUUUAAUUAAGACAAAAGAAAUUGAAUUGUAAUUUUUGUGCAAAAUAACAUAAUACUCGUAUUGUAUUUUCUUCAAUAAUUUGAAAAAGAAGUGAAAUAUCUACGAAAUCUUAUAAUGUUGUUUCUUAUAGGAAUAAAUUGUUAAUUAAUUAAUAAACCAGUCAAUUUUUUGUUUUUGCUGAUUAAAAAUGCAUAAUAAAGAUGACUUGUCACUGGAGAUUGAA
Molecule: messenger RNA, 1507 nt
Organism: Condylostylus longicornis
Lineage: Eukaryota; Metazoa; Arthropoda; Insecta; Diptera; Dolichopodidae
Product: chymotrypsinogen A-like
Exons: 2
Coding region: 58-1293 (411 amino acids)
Biological process (GO): proteolysis
Molecular function (GO): serine-type endopeptidase activity
Source: RefSeq, a predicted model, not a curated record